This is a messenger RNA of Oncorhynchus mykiss (rainbow trout), 1688 nucleotides long. RefSeq names its product ADP/ATP translocase 2. The record is from RefSeq and is a predicted model, not a curated record. Gene Ontology annotation, molecular function: ATP:ADP antiporter activity. Gene Ontology annotation, biological process: mitochondrial ADP transmembrane transport; negative regulation of mitochondrial outer membrane permeabilization involved in apoptotic signaling pathway; mitochondrial ATP transmembrane transport. Gene Ontology annotation, cellular component: mitochondrial inner membrane. Lineage: Eukaryota; Metazoa; Chordata; Actinopteri; Salmoniformes; Salmonidae.
GUAUGUUAUACCUGCCACCCGCUGUUGGAGGGCAGAGGGGAUAUCUGGGAGUUCCGUCUGCAAGUCAUCUUCCAACAUCUCACAAUGAAUGAGACCGCAGUUUCAUUCGCAAAGGAUUUCUUGGCUGGUGGAAUCUCCGCUGCCAUCUCCGAAACGGCGGUUGCUCCCAUCGAGAGAGUCAAGCUUCUCCUUCAGGUCCAACAUGCCAGCAAGCGGAUCACAAAAGAAAUGCAGUACAAGGGUAUUGUCGAUUGCAUUACCCGCAUUCCCAAGGAAGAGGGCUUCCUUGCCUUCUGGAGAGGUAACCUGGCCAAUGUCAUCCGAGCCUUUCCCUCCCAGGCCCUCAACUUCGCCUUCAAAGACAAGUACAAGAGUUUCUUCCUUGACGGUGUAGACAAGCGCAAGCGGUUCUGGAGGUACUUCGCUGGCAACCUGGCCUCUGGUGGCGCUGCAGGAGCCACCUCCCUUUGCUUCGUCUACCCUCUUGAUUUCACCAGAACCCGUCUGGGAGCUGAUGUCGGAAAGGCCAGAAUGAGGGAGUACAAUGGUCUAGCAGACUGCUUGGUGAAGACGUUCAGGUGUGACGGUCUGAGGGGUCUGUACCAGGGCUUUGCAGUGUCUGUACAAGGCAUCAUCAUCUACAGAGGUUCCUACUUUGGCAUGUAUGACACAGCUAAAGGAAUGUUGCCAGACCCCAAGAACACUUCCAUCUUAGUGAGCUGGGCAAUCGCUCAGUCUGUAACUACUGUGGCCGGCCUGACCGCCUACCCCUUCGACACAGUCCGUCGUCGUAUGAUGAUGCAGUCUGGCCAUAAAAGCGCUGAUAUCAUGUAUCUUGGGACCAUUGACUGCUGGAUGAAGAUUGCUCGUGAUGAGGGUGGAAAGGCCUUCUUCAAGGGAGGCUGGGCCAAUGUUCUCCGAGGCAUGGGUAGUGCCUUUGUGCUGGUUUUUUACGAUGAGCUCAAGAAAGUCCUCUAAAUUCCUUUUUUAAAACAUCACUGGCUAAGUGUAACACAAUUUUUCAUGCCUAUGGACUGCAUUCUGCCUUAUUUAUUUGAACCCUGCCUUCCUACAGUCUAUGGGUAGUGAUUAUGCGCCGGCCUUAGUUAGAUAAAAAGGGACCGCCUUAAAGGUAAACCAAAGGUUUACAAACUACAGGCCACUAAGUACACUGGUUUAAAUUAAGAUAUGGAUUUCUCACCAUUCCUGUAGAGUCUUAGUGGUCCCUUUGAUGACAUUUAGUGGACAUAAUUGCCCUAUCGCUAUGUUUUGACUACUGUGGUCCAUGUUUGCUGCCAUCUUGUGUGCUAUAUAAAAUGUGUGCCUCUCCAACUCUCGCAACUCUUUUUCGGCAGUGUUGGCCAUUCUACCAUUCUGGCGGAGAAAACUGCACACUCGCGCUGGUAGCUAGCUAGCUACUGAAGUUAGUGCAAUUUAUUUAAAGUUGCCUUGCUAACUGGACACAAAAAUUAAGUUAAAACCCAAGAAAACAAUUUAUAAUAUACCUCCUCCAUCUCCUGUAAUUUGAAAAAACGAAUUUGAAUUGAAUAAUGUCCCAAAAAUGCUCAACUAUCACUCUUAAUCUCUAUCCAACAAUGUCACCAAGCUUCUCAACCCCCAUAAUGCUCUGUGGCACAAUCCCAAUACAACACACUAGGUUCUAGGCUGGGAUGGGCUACAGGACAAUA